CCCACCGCCGCGGGAUCUCAAUCAAAUACGCCUCCCCCUACGACCCCUUCUCCCCCACGCAGCCUUCUCUCUGCCCUCCUCUCCACCUCCGCCACAGGUUCAGCUCGCCUCGCCUUGCUGCUUGAAGCCACCAGCGGAGGCACGCCGGAGGGAGCAUGAAGGUCUCCGUCGUGUCGCGGAGCGGCCGCGAGGUCGUCAAGGGCGGCGUCGAGCUCAAGGACUCGGCCAAGGUCGCGGAUCUGCAGGAGGCCAUCCACGCCAAGACUAAGAAGUAUUAUCCUGCCAGGCAACGGCUCACCCUCCCUGCACAACCUGGAAAAUCUGGAAAGCCAGUUGUCCUCAGUCAAAAGGCCAGCCUAUCGGAAUACUGCGAGAAAGGUUCCGGUUCCCUGACAGUGGUCUUCAAAGAUUUAGGCCCGCAGGUCUACUACAGCACGCUCUUCUUCUGGGAAUACGUCGGCCCUCUUAUCAUCUACCCCAUCUUCUAUUACCUGCCGGUCUACAAAUACUUUGGAUAUGAGGGAGAGCGGGUCAUCCACCCUGUCCAGACCUAUGCCAUGUACUACUUCUGCUUCCACUACUUCAAGAGGAUCAUGGAGACCUUCUUCGUCCACCGCUUCAGCCACGCGACUUCCCCCGUGUCAAACGUCUUCAGGAACUGCGCCUACUACUGGACCUUUGGAGCGUACAUUGCCUACUACUGCAACCACCCUCUGUACACCCCUGUGAGUGACCUGCAGAUGAAGAUUGGGUUCGGCAUCGGGGUCGUGUGCCAGAUCGCAAACUUCUACUGCCACAUCCUGCUGAGGAACCUCAGGAGCCCGACUGGCAGCGGCGGCUACCAGAUCCCACGGGGCUUCCUGUUCAACAUCGUGACGUGCGCGAACUACACCACCGAGAUCUACCAAUGGCUGGGGUUCAACAUCGCCACACAGACCGUGGCUGGUUAUGUCUUCCUUGCUGUGGCGGCGGCUAUCAUGACCAACUGGGCGCUCGGGAAGCACAGCCGCCUAAGGAAGCUGUUCGACGGGAAGGACGGGCGGCCCAAGUACCCCCGCCGAUGGGUGAUUCUUCCUCCAUUCCUGUGAAGAAGUCACGGUGCUCGCAAGGCCUGCAUCUGGAGAUUCAACAUUUAUUCUGUUCCAGCGUUCCAAAGUUAAAAGCCAUCAGUCGAUUUCACUCAAACAUUCCUACUAAUCGUGCCUUGUACCAGCUGUCAAACCUCAAUUAUGUAGUCCAAAUGUUCUUAUCCGAAGGAUGUAUUUUCUUACUCCCUCUGUAAACUAAUAGAAGAGCGUUUAGAUAACUAAAAUAGUGAUCUAAACACUCUUAUAUUAGUUUACGGAGGAAGUACCAUAUUGUUGAAAAACUUUCUCUGGGGUUUAUUUACGCCGCACUGCGACGUGUUGUCAUAGUCAAGUCCAACACUAAGAUGAUUCAUCAGAUA
Messenger RNA from Triticum urartu, 1447 nucleotides. RefSeq names its product 3-oxo-5-alpha-steroid 4-dehydrogenase family protein (gene CER10). Gene Ontology annotation, biological process: very long-chain fatty acid biosynthetic process. Lineage: Eukaryota; Viridiplantae; Streptophyta; Magnoliopsida; Poales; Poaceae. Gene Ontology annotation, molecular function: oxidoreductase activity, acting on the CH-CH group of donors. The record is from RefSeq and is a predicted model, not a curated record.